Messenger RNA from Colletotrichum chrysophilum, 732 nucleotides. RefSeq lists its product as uncharacterized. The record is from RefSeq and is a predicted model, not a curated record. Gene Ontology annotation, cellular component: cytoplasm. Gene Ontology annotation, molecular function: phosphatase activity. The coding region runs from base 1 to 732 and encodes 243 amino acids. Lineage: Eukaryota; Fungi; Ascomycota; Sordariomycetes; Glomerellales; Glomerellaceae. The transcript has a single exon.
AUGUCACCAGUGAUACAUUGUGUCAGCCAUGGACAGGGCUUUCACAACGUUGGUUCCGGAUGUUACACUCUUCCUGAUCCUCGCCUGACUCCCUUGGGUGAAGAGCAGAGCUUGCUUUUGCGCAAGACCACUUUCUCAGAUCAGUCAAAGAUAUCUCUUAUCCUCUCUUCUCCGCUUUGCCGAACACUUCAAUCUGUCAAUUUGGUGUUUCAGCCUGCCCUCGUGGCCAGCAAUAAGUGUCACCCUGAGAUUAUCGCUAUUCCCGACGCUCAAGAAACCUCGGAUGACCCGUGCGAUGUCGGCACUGAUCCAUCAGUCCUCCGCCGAGUUGUAGCCGAGAGCAAGUGGCCCGUCGACCUCUCCCUAGUCAACGACAUCUGGAACGACAAGACUUUAGGGACUCGCUAUAGCCCAGAAAGCAGCGCUAUAGCAGCCCGCGCCCGCGACGCCCGCAUCUUUAUCCGACAGAAGAUCCGACAACUGAUCGAGCAAGGUGAUACAGACCCUGAAGUUGCGCUCGUAACGCACGGCGGUUUUCUGCACUACUUCACCGAUGAUUGGGAGGACUCAUGGCUGAACCCUGGAACUGGAUGGCGGAACUGCGAGGUCCGAUCUUACGAAUUCGAAAGGGACGUCAUGAAGGAUACAGAUACGGAGGCUAGGCUCAUUGAGACGGUGGAGAGUCGACUGAAAAGGGGAAAACCCAAUCCGCAACCUGCUAAGGAAGAGUAG